AUGAGGGCAUUUGGAUCAUUCAAUUUUAGGACUUUUGGACUUCACAAUUUAAAAUAUAGACAUAUAUUCUCUAGAUUUUUAAGGAUAAAGAAUCGUACUUGUGUGCAGAUUGUGUUCCCUCAGUUGAAAAGCUUGCGAUUGUCCUCGAUUAAAACCGAAAGGAUAUGGCACAACCAGCUUUCAGAAACAUAUUGUGAUUGCCUUCCCAAUUUGAAGAGCAUCAUCAUUGAGGACUGUGAUAACUUACAACAUCUGUUAUUACCCUCUGUUGCUAGAAGCCUGAUUCAUCUCGAACACUUUGAGAUAGUGGAUUGCAAAUGCUUAAGACAAAUAAUAUUUACGGAGGAAAUAAAAGAAGAACAGGAAGAUGCAAUUUGCUUCCCUCGAUUAAACUCCCUAAAAAUAAAGAAUCUUUCCAAUCUCAUCAAAUUUGGUUCAGGAAAUUAUAAUAUUGAGUUCCCAUCACUGAAAGUGCUGGAGAUUGGGAACUGCCCUAUACAAGAAUUUAUUAGCGAAUCUAAAAUGGAGGGGAAAUAUGAGUCAAGUAUACAAGCUCUGUUCAAUGGGAAGGCUGCAUUUCCUAGCUUGGAAAGGAUGAGAUUGUUCAGCCUGAGAAAUGUGAAGAUGAUAUUCCAUGACCAACUUCUAGCAGGUCCUCUAGAUUCUCAACUAAGGGAAUUGGAUAUUCGGGAUCUACCACAACUGAAGCACGUUUGGAAUAAAGAUCCCCAAGGAAGUCUUACCUUUCAAAAUCUACGAAAGGUAAGGGUUACGUAUUGUGGGAGUCUGAAAAAUCUAUUUCCUGUAUCAAUAGCCAAAGAUCUUCCCCAACUCGAAGAUCUAACAAUAAGUGAUUGUGGGGUGGAGGAGAUUGUGUCGUUAGGGGAAGGAUUGGAGCAGCCGGUUAGGUUCAGGUUUCCUCGAGUGUCUUCACUGGAGCUUACAUACCUAGAAGAACUGAAAUGUUUCUAUCCAGGGCAACAUACAAUAGUCUGGCCCAUGUUGAAAAAAUUGAAGACAGAUUGUUCUACUUUUAUAAAGAUAGUAGCUUCAGAGCGUCUUAGCAGCCAAGAAAUGAAUGAGAAUGACCGAGGAGAAUCCACAAAAGGACAAUCACUUUUCUUAGGUGAAGAGGUCAUUCCCCAAUUAGAGGAAUUGCGGUUAUCUGAAAUUGAUGACAUUGAAAUGAUAAGUGACAAUCAGUUUCGUGCAGACUUCUUUCACCGUAUUAAAGUUUUCGAGGUGAAUGGCUCCAAUUUUCCAAUUGGUUUCGUCCGAAGAUUGAACAAUCUUGAAAAUCUUGAGUUGUCUUGUUGUGACUUCAAAGAUCUAGUCUCUUGUGAAGGCGAUCUUGCUGAAACGCCUGACGCUGGGACACUCUCACGCAUUAGAAAAUUAAAGUUGGAUUCUUGUAAAAAUCUUAGAUAUAUAUGGAAGAAAGAGUCAGAGUUAGGCCACAUUCUUUCUAAUCUGGAAACUCUUGAAGUUCUGUGGUGUAAUGAUUUGAUAAAUUUUGGACCCUCCUCAGCAUCGUUUCGAAAUCUCACAACUUUGGAAGUGGAAAGGUGCAACAAGAUGAUAAACUUAGUUACACCUUCAGCAGUCCAGAGUCUGGCACAACUAACAAAAAUAAGGAUAGAAGACUGCGGUAGGAUGACAGAAAUAGUUGCAAACGAAGGAGAUGAGAAUGAGAUCACUUUCAGCAAGUUGAAAUAUUUAGAACUCGACUUUUUACAGAGCCUCGCAAGCUUUUGUCCAGGGAAUCAUACGUUUAAGUUUCCAUCCUUGGAAGACUUAAUUGUGAGUCACUGUCCUAGCUUGAAGGUUUUUUCUCAGGGAGUUUCAACCACCCCCAAAUUACAGAGAGUAAAAGAAUCGCGUUACGAUCACAGUGGGCGUUGGGCUGGUGACCUUGAUACCACCAUACAACAGUUGUACUCCGAAAAGGGUGGAUACCAUCACCGAUAUGAUUUGGAGCUCUCAGACACAUUUUCUGAGUUGAUGGAAAUAUGGAAUAGGAACCCUCAAGAAAUUUUGAACUUCAAAAACCUUGGACAUCUGGAAGUUGGUAAUUGUAGCAGCUUGAAAUACAUUUUUACCCCCUCUAUGGCUUUGAGGCUUAGGCAAUUACGGAAGUUCAAAGUAAAAGAAUGUCCCUCGAUGGAAGCAGUCAUCAUGGAACAGGGAGUUGAGGAGGAAGAAACGAGGACAGAUAAGUUCACAUUCCCCCACCUCUACUCCAUUCAAAUUGCGUCAUGUUCCAACUUGACAAGUUUUUAUUUGGGAAGUCGAGCUCUUAAAUUUCCAAAUUUGCAAGUAGUGAGGAUAGCGGACUGUCCAAGAAUGAGUACAAUUGCUUCUUCAUCUUCAAGAGACAAGGAGAAAGAGGCGAGUGGUGAUAGAAGUGAAAAAUGGGAUAUUACUACAACUUUUUUCAGCGAUAAGGUUGUGUGUCCCAAAUUGUACAAUUUGAAUCUGUCCUCAGUUAACGUUCAAAAGAUAUGGCAUAUCCAACAACUAGCAUCCUCUUUUCAUGUUCAGAAUUUGGAAUGGAUUACGAUACAGGGCUGUCACAAUUUGAAAUACCUGUUUCCAUCUGUCAUGGUAAAACAUUUUGCGCAACUCCGUUACCUUUCGAUUUUGGACUGUAAGAUCAUGGAAGAAGUAAUCCUCAUGGAAGGAUUGACAGAAGAAGAAAGGACGAGCAAGAUGUCGUUCCCCACUCUAGAUUUCCUAAAGCUCAAAGACCUUCCCAAACUCAGAAGAUUCUGCUACGAAACUGACAAUGAAUUCCCCUUAUUGAGAACGCUAAACCUAAUAAACUGUCCUAUAUUGAAGACAUUCACCUCUAACUCUGUGAUUGACGAAGUUGGAGAUGAACCUCAAAUUGAUCAGAAUGCGCAAGGAAAUAACUCGGCUCUCUUUAAUGAAAAGGUGAUCUUCCCUGGGCUAAAGACGUUGACAAUCAAAGCUAUGGGGAGCUGUAGAAGGAUAUGGCAGGAUCAACUCACUGUGAAUUCGUUUUGCAAACUACAUAAUAUAUGGGUUGCAGGCUGUGGAGCACUCCGAAAUACCUUCCCCUUUAACAUGAUGGAAAGACUUGAGGAACUAAACAAGUUGCAGAUUGUGAAUUGUGAUUCAUUAGAGGAAAUAUUUGAGCCACAAGCACUCAUUGCUAAUCAAUCACAUGCAAUAACAGCUACUCAGUCUAUUGUGGUAGAAACAGAGACUAAGUUUGUAUUUCCCAAAAUGACGUAUCUUCGACUUGAUAAAUUGCCCAAAUUGAAAAGUUUUUACUCUAAGACAUAUGUCACAGAAUGGCCAUCAUUGAAAAAAAUGAAGGUGAUUGAAUGUCACAAAGUAGAGAUAUUUGCUUCAAAAUGUCCUUGCUUUGGAGAAACGCAUGUAGCAAGUCAGGUUAAAAUCUCAAAUCAACAACCCUUGUUUCAGGUCAAUGAGGCUACGUUCCCUAUCUUAGAAGAAUUAAGCUUGAAGCAGAACGAUACUAUGAAAGGGACAUGGCAUAGCCAAGUACUCUCAACAAAAUGUUUCAGGAAACUAAAAGUUCUUGAGCUCAUGUCUGUUCCUGAGAAAUCAACUGCUCUUCCAUAUUGUUUCAUUCAGUCAUUACCAAAUCUUGAAAAGCUUGUUCUGAGUGAUGCUUCCUUCUAUCAAAUAUUCUGGUCUGAAGAACUCAGUGAUGAGGAAAGACAUGCGUCGUCACUCACUCGGUUAAGUGAAUUGAGGUUGUCUAAACUUUCAGAGUUGACAAAUCUCUGGAAGGAAGGGUUCCAACCCAUACCAGCUUUCUGUAACCUGAGAAUUCUUCAAGUGCUGGAAUGUGGCAAAUUAAAGACUUUAGUGCCAUCUUUGGUGUCUUUCAAAAAUUUAAAAAAUCUAGAAGUUUCAAGAUGUUAUGGAUUCAUAAAUUUGAUAACAUGCUCAACAGCUAAGAGCUUGAUGGUACUCGAAAGAAUGAGCAUAACUGAUUGUGAGAUGAUAGAGGAAAUCAUAGCAUGUGGGGGUGAUGAAAUGCAAGGUGGUAUUGUCUUUACCCGACUGAAGUAUUUGCAAUUAAGUUGUCUACCAAGUCUAGCAAGCUUUUGCUUAGGGGAUCACAACUUUGAAUUCCCAGUCUUGCAAAAGGUGAUUGUAAGAGAGUGCCCAAAAAUGAAGAUUUUCUGUCAAGGAGAUUUAAGCACACCAAAGCUGAAGCAAGUGCAAUUGACAGAAGAUGAAGAAAAAGUGCGGUGGGAAAAUGACCUUAAAACUACUGUAAAACAGAUGUUUGAAGAAAUGAAUGUCCAAAAUUCUGAAGUGGCUGAGGUUAUCGUAUAGUUGCCCAAGCUGGAAUAAGGCAAUAUGCAUGUUUUGGUGUCUGUGAGACAGGCUCAUUUUCCUUGAAUUGAAAUCCAUCUGAUGAUUGAAUUGUUCUACUGAAGAAUGAAUUAGCUGCCUAGUUGUCGGCCAGCGUCCUUGGAAUCCAAAAGGUAUUUUUUAUAGUUUCCUCGUAUGGUACAUAUUAAGAGUCCAAGGAAGACAAUGGGAUUUGACCCUUGAAUCUUAACAUUCAAAAGAUAUGGCAUAUCUAACAACUAGCAUCCUCUCUCUAUGUUCAGAAUUUGGAAUGGAUUAAGAUAAAGGGGUGUCACAAUUUGAAAUAUCUGUUUCCAUCUGUCGGGGUAAAGCAUUUUGUGCAACUCCAUAGCCUUUCAAUUUUGGACUGUAAGAUCAUGGAAAAAUAAUCUUCGUGGAAGGAUUGACAGAAGAUGAAAGGAUGAGCAAGAUGUGGUUCCCUCAACUAAAAUUCCUAAAGCUCCAAGACCUUCCUAAACUCAGAAGAUUCUGCUAUGAAACUGACAAUGAAUUCCCCUUCUUGAGAGAGCUAGUCCUCACAAACUGUCCUGUAUUGAAGACAUUCAUCUCUAUAUCUGCAAUUGAAGAUGUUGGAGAUGAACCUCAAAUUGAUCAGAACGCACAAGGAAAUGACCUAGAGCUUGAUAACUCCGCUCUCUUUAAUGAAAAGGCCUCUCAUGUUGCUUCAAAGCAACCCUUCCACUCAAAUGAACCUUCAUUUCUCAAAGCUCUAGCAACUGUUGCAAUGUCCACUGGCAAUCCUGCACAUUGUUUUGGCUACCUCAAUUGAUACAGAUCGCAACUCAGGACUUCAACAUUGUUCCCCGCCAUCUUCUUAAACAGGUCACAAGCUUCAUUUUUGUUUUCUCAAAACACUGAUUACAAAAGUAUUCUUAGCAUCCAUCCCAUUGGAUAGAACAUUAUGAUCUCUGGAUGUCAGCAGCAUCUUGCAUCCAUUGUGUUGAUCUCCAAAAGGAAUUUCGACUACCUCGAGAUCUAGUCUUGCCCUAAUAUCAUCUAAAACAACAAGAAUAUUCUUCUUUUUCUUCAAUCUUUCGCACAAUCAACAUGCUCUUUGUAAAAGCAAGAGACGACCGGAUACAAACUUAAAAAACGGAUCUGAUUCAUGGAUGUAAUGUAUCCACAUUUUUUUACAAAGUUACAUGGUAUGGUGAUAAGGCUUAUCUACAUUUAAAUUUGAACAAUACAAUGAUGAUCAGCACGAUCCUAUUGAAUUUAAAAAUAUCAAGUCUUGAACAACUGCCAUAGAUAGACUUUGCUUUGAAUCUUCAGCUGCUUGAAUGGAUAAGUGCUUGAGUACUCGAACCCUUGCUGUCAAAGUGGAUAAGACUUAUUUUGCGACUGU
Theobroma cacao (cacao) is the source of this 5722-nucleotide messenger RNA. Lineage: Eukaryota; Viridiplantae; Streptophyta; Magnoliopsida; Malvales; Malvaceae. The record is from RefSeq and is a predicted model, not a curated record.